CUCCAGGUACCCGCAUGGCCAGAAAGAAGGGGGAACCUGAGUGUUGUUUUGACUGUGUCCCUUGUUCUGAAGGAAAGAUCAGCAAUACAACUGACUCCAUGGAGUGCACCAGUUGUCCAGAGGAUUUCUGGUCCAGCCCCCAGCGUGAUCACUGUGUCCCGAAGAAAACAGACUUCCUCUCCUACCAUGAGCCUCUGGGUAUCUGCUUGACAACCACCUCACUGUUGGGCACAUUUACUUGUGUUGUUGUUCUGGGCAUCUUCAUCCAUCAUCGCAGCACACCUAUAGUUCGUGCCAACAAUUCAGAACUCAGUUUCCAGCUCUUGCUGUCACUAAAGUUCUGUUUCCUUUGCUCAUUGCUCUUCAUUGGACGACCCAGAUUAUGGACUUGCCAACUAAGACAUGCAGCAUUUGGCAUCAGCUUUGUGCUUUGUGUCUCAUGUAUCCUGGUGAAAACCAUGGUGGUUCUGGCUGUGUUCAGGGCCUCCAAACCAGGAGGUGAGUCCAGUCUGAAGUGGUUUGGUGCUGUGCAGCAGAGAGGGACAGUUCUGGUUCUGACUUCUGUUCAAGCAGCAAUCUGCACUGUCUGGCUUGUCUCUGCUUCACCAGUGCCUCAUAAAAACACACAGUAUCACAGUGACAAGAUAGUUUAUGAGUGUGCAGUUGGGUCCACAGUUGGUUUUGCAGUUUUACUUGGUUAUAUUGGUUUACUGGCCUUCCUCAGUUGUUUGUUAGCUUUUCUUGCAAGGAAUCUUCCAGACAGUUUCAAUGAGGCCAAACUCGGCAUCCAGCACAUUACCAACUGCAAGCCCAGCAACGGCACGGCGGCCAACGGCGACGCCUCACUGGCAGAGGAACUAAAUUGUUUCUUUCCUCGCUUCAAGGUUAAACCAGAAGAGCUCGUCACCGCUCUCCCACCAGCCCUUAACAACAACAACUACACUCUCAGUGUGCAGGAGAAUGAGGUGAGGCGGGUGCUGAGGGCAGUGAACCCGAAGAAGGCUGCCGGCCCGGAUGGCGUGACAGGAAGAUUUCUGAAAGAAUGUGCAGAACAGCUUUCCAAGGUCUUCACAAAGAUCUUCAACCUGUCCCUAUCCAAGUCCAUAAUCCCACCUUGCCUGAAGUCUGCCACAAUCGUCCCAGUACCAAAAAGCCUGUCAUCAGAGGCCUUAACGACAACCGCCCGGUCGCCCUCACACCAGUCAUUAUGA
Molecule: messenger RNA, 1211 nt
Organism: Solea solea (common sole)
Lineage: Eukaryota; Metazoa; Chordata; Actinopteri; Pleuronectiformes; Soleidae
Product: extracellular calcium-sensing receptor-like
Exons: 3
Coding region: 15-1211 (398 amino acids)
Biological process (GO): G protein-coupled receptor signaling pathway
Cellular component (GO): membrane
Molecular function (GO): G protein-coupled receptor activity
Source: RefSeq, a predicted model, not a curated record